UCAAAAAAAAACCCAUUUUCAACAACAUGUCGCCAUAUUAGCUUCGCAAACUCGCCGUCAUCAACGAUUCUAACCUCUUCUUCUACGAACGAAAAUUUCAUAUAAUCCGCGACCGGUUUAUCAUUAAAUGCCGAAUUAGUAAACUCGAAGUGAAAUUAUGACCUCGUCGGGUACGGAAACGGGGACGUCCUUGCCGAAAUGGCAAAUAGCGGCGAUCGCGUUGGGUGCCACCGGCGCUUUGGGGUUAGGUUAUUGGUACUUCAAGUCAUCUGGUAAAUCUAAAGGGGUGCUAAAAGGUAGUGACAAGGCGAUAUCGAUAGACGAUGUCAAAGAAGAGCCGAUAACAGUACAACAACCUUCGACCCCAUUAGAAGAAGCGCAAGAGUUCAAAAACCAAGGUAACGCUUACUUUAAAAAAGGUAAAUACGAUGAGGCUAUUAAAUGUUAUAACAAGGCAAUUGAAACAUGUCCCGAAGAAAAUAAAGCCGAUCUAGCAACGUUUUAUCAAAACAGAGCGGCGGCUUACGAGCAAUUAAAAAAAUGGACCGCCGUUAUUGUCGAUUGUACAACAGCGUUAGAUUACAACCAGAAAUACGAGAAAGCAUUGAAUCGCCGAGCAAGAGCUUAUGAAGUUUUAAAAGAUUGGGAAAGUUGUUUAGAUGAUAUUACAGCGGUGUGUUUAAUGCAAAACUUUCAAGAUCAAAAACCUCUUUUGAUGGCUGAUCGUGUUUUAAAAGAAUUAGGAAAAAUACAUGCUGCAAAAGCCUUUAGCGUAAGAAAACCAAAAUUGGCUUCACACCAAUUCAUCAAAACUUAUUUCGCCUCAUUUCCAAACGACCCCGUUUACAAAAAAUUAUUAGAAACCGAACCUCCAAUAGGCGAACAUGAAGUACAAGGAUUUUUAAGAGCAAAAAUUGCUUUUGCCACAGAGAAAUACGACGACAUCAUCCAAGCGUGUACCGAGGAAAUUGCAAACAGCGAAUCUGAAUCACAAUUUUACGUCGAAGCGUUAUCACUUAGAGCUACUUUUAAUAUUUUAUCCGGAUCUCACAACGAGGCAUUAAUCGAUUUAAAAACAAUCAUAGAAACGGAUGGCAUCGAAGUGGGAAUUAAAGUAAAUUCGUUAAUAAAAAGGGGAUCUUUAUAUUUACAAUUGGAUAAUAUGGAGCAAUGUACUAAAGAUUUUAGUUUGGCCGCCGAGUUAGGACCGGAUAUUUCCGAUAUUUACCAUCACCGUGGUCAAGUUUAUUUACUUUCGGAUCAAACGGAUUUGGCGAGAUCUGAUUUCGAGAAAGCUGUGAAAUUGAAUCCUGAUUUUCCGAUUGCGGUGGUACAAAAAUGUUAUGCAAAUUAUCGUUAUGCUUUAGCGACUCAAAACGCGGCUUUAUUGGUGGAGACUUUGGAGGGAUUCCGAAAGGCUACCGAGCGUUUCCCGAGUUGUUCGGAAGCUUUCGUUCUUUAUGGUCAAGUUUUAGCCGAACGAGGCGAUUUUGAUAACGCGGAAAAAUUGUAUUUGAAAGCGCAAGAUGUUGAACCCAAAAAUGCUACGAUUUUGGUUCACCGAGGAGUUUUACAACUGCAAUGGAAAGGAAAUAUCGAACAAUCAAUUGAGUUGAUGAAAAAAGCUAUAGAAGUAGAUGAAAAAUGCGAAUUUGCUUAUGAAACUUUAGGAACUGUCGAAGUACAAAGAGGUAAUUUGGUGAUAGCAAUAGAAUAUUUUGGUAAAGCUAUAGAAUUAGCAAGAACUGAAAUGGAAUUAACCCAUUUGUUCUCUUUGAGAGAUGCAGCGGUGUCCCAACUCAAAGUCUCAACGAAACUGGGGAUUGGCCCCCAAGGUUUAAAGUCCACGUAAAGAGUUAUAGCACACUGCCACUUAACAAAAAAAUAUAUAUAAACAUUUA
Molecule: messenger RNA, 1901 nt
Organism: Onthophagus taurus
Lineage: Eukaryota; Metazoa; Arthropoda; Insecta; Coleoptera; Scarabaeidae
Gene: Tom70
Product: Translocase of outer membrane 70
Biological process (GO): protein insertion into mitochondrial inner membrane; protein import into mitochondrial matrix
Cellular component (GO): mitochondrial outer membrane
Molecular function (GO): transmembrane protein transporter activity; protein binding
Source: RefSeq, a predicted model, not a curated record